Messenger RNA from Vigna angularis (adzuki bean), 2439 nucleotides. RefSeq names its product protein MAINTENANCE OF MERISTEMS-like. Lineage: Eukaryota; Viridiplantae; Streptophyta; Magnoliopsida; Fabales; Fabaceae. The coding region runs from base 1570 to 2316 and encodes 248 amino acids. The record is from RefSeq and is a predicted model, not a curated record. The transcript is spliced from 5 exons.
UUUCAAGUGGGCUUGGAGUUUUAUUCUGCGUUGUCCGAAAUCGUUUAAAGCCCAUUCGCUUUCAUCUGUCUCCAGUGACUUCAGAUUGCUUUUGUUAUUUCCUUUUUUUUUGGCCUAUUCCAUUAUUUCCCCAGUCGCAGUGCAGUUGAAUUUUGAGUGUUUCAUUCUGCACCUCCAAGUGUUUCAUCCUGCACCUCCAAAUUUUUUUAAAAUACCUACAUCACCCAUCAUUAAUACCCAUAAUUAAGAGGAUUUAAUAUUUUAAAAGAAAAAAUUAAAAGUGGUCAAAGAUUCUGACAGAGAUAUUAUUACCACGCUUUUUCUCUCUCUCUCUCUCAUCUCAUCCUCAAUCUUGGCAUUUCAUUUCUCCAGACUGCCACACAGCACCAGGACCCUCUCCUCUACGUUUCCUCUUUCAUGUAGCACCCAGCACACUGCUUUUCCUUCAAAUCGGAAGCUUUCCAGUAGCACCCAGCAGUUUCCUCUUCCAUUGUCGCACACACACAGGUUGUCCAUUUUCGCAGACAUAGGUCGUCCAUUCUCGCACAGAGGUUGUCUGUUGGUCGUCCCGUUGGUCGUCACGCGAAGGCCAGAGAGAUAGAGGAGCUCAUCCAACGCCGGCCAGUGCAGAGAAAUAUCCACCUACGGUCCCUUUCAACACCCAACGGAGGUUGAUUUGUAUUGUUUUUUAUGCUGAAAUUUAGAAUAGACAUGGCUCGUACUUGAGGAGGUUCCUCUUCACAUCGCGGAGAGAGUUCGUCACAGGGUGAGAGGCGGAGACCUACAACUUCUGCUCGUAAAAGACGUGGAGCAGUUGAGUCUGAUAUUCAUGUUGAGGACCAUGGAGAUGUGAGGUUUCACGAGGAUGCAGUUGAGGAUCAUGAGGAUGUUGCUGAAGGUGGAUUUCCUGGAGGUCCAUUAAACGCUUCAGUAUUGACACAUUGCAUUCACCAUGUUGCUUAUGCGAUAUGGCAAGGUCGGGAACGGGACGAGAUCAAGUUGAUCUCCCAUGGGAAGAAGUUCAACAGAUUAGAAUCCUGCCACGAGGGCAUUAGAGACAUCGUUAAUGGUUCUGGUCUGAUGUCUUUGGUGGGCAUGUCAUAUGACUAUGUCGAUAGGAGUAUACGGCUGGCAUUUGUAGAGAGAUUUCAUUUCGAGACUAGCAGUUUCCAUCUCCCCGUGGGUGAGAUGACUUUGACUUUAGAUGAUGUGUCAUCGUUGCUGCACCUCCCAGUUUUAGGGCAGUUCUGUCAUCUAGAGGAAGUAGAUUUUGAAGACAGUAGACGCGCCAUUGUGGAGCUUUUAGGCGUGGAUGGCGGGAGAGCUGGUGCUGGGUUAACUGCAGCUCACAGUGUGAAAGUCAGAUUGAGCUGGCUUCGAGACAUCUACGCUGAGCACUGUGAAUAGCAGUAGUGGGAGUACGCUACCCGGGCAUACUUGUUGCAUCUAGUUGGAUGCAGUAUAUUUGCUUAUAAGACUGUCACAUCCAUUCGCGUGUCUUAUCUUUUGCUCUUUAGAGACGUACACACAUGUGGCCUAUAUGCUUGGGGCGUUGCUGCACUAGCAUACAUGUAUGACCAGUUAGGAGAUGCCAGCUUGGCUUCGACCAGACAGAUGGUAGGUUAUUUGACUCGGUUACAGAGUUGGAUAUAUGAGCACUUCCCUACAUUGGGAAGAAGGCGUAUGAUGUCUUCGUACAUGGAAGACAGACCUCGUGCUGCAAAGUGGGAGUCACCGAGGCAGGGUUCCACCCUCUUAGAGGUCAUGGUACACUUGGAUGCACUUACAAUUUACGGCGUUUGUAUGUUCUCGGGAUGGAUCAGGAUUGGUGAAACAUUGUUUCGACAUUUGCCUGAGCGUGUUUUGAGGCAGUUUGGAUUUCAGCAGUCCAUCCCUCGAGACCCACCCGUUGUUGCAGAUGCGGACAUACUGGCGACCGAUGAUGUGUGGUUGCACUAUCGUGAUCACGUUGUUAGGGGUGUGUCCGUCAGUAGAUUCUCAUAUGAUUGUGUUGAUGGUUACCUUCGUUGGUUUAGGAUCAUAUCUCAUCCUUACAUUAUUCGUGCUACUGAUGACGACCGACCGAGUCUUGCUCCCAAACUCCGACGUGACAUUCCUGAUGAAGUGUUGCAGCGUCGUAGAUCGGCUUCACAGUCUGGUUGCUGGAAAAUUCCCGAGGGGACGAUAGGAUACACUCAUGCACGGGAGCUACUGGAUUUAGCUGAUGCAGCCGUUGAAGAGUACUCACCGACCAGGAUAGCUGCCAGGAAUAUUCGUGACAAGCAUGUUCGUGGAAAACCAUCUACUUCAAAUUGAAUUAGCUUUUAUAGUUUUAUUGUAUCCCAUUAAAUAAUUAUUUUAGACUCAUUUUUUAUGUUAUUUUUUCCUGUAAAAUAACAUUAAAUUUUAUAUAUGCAUGAUAUUUAAUGUUUCUUUUCA